AUGGGCGACGUGAACGCAGUGAGCACAAGCCAACCGUCCACUUUGUCGGGACACGCUCUUGUCGCUUUGGAUAACAUUGAUACGAGCAAUACGGCUGGUUUUGUUAAAUCUGUAAUCGGUGGAACAUCUCUUGUCACACUUCUUCUCGGUAUUCGGAGUGCGUGGAAGCACGCACGACAACCGGAAGCAGCCGAUCUUGCCGCCACACAGCUUCUCUCGGGAGCCGCAUUCGCUGGAAAAGCUCUCGGCGUCGCGACGAUCAUCACAGUAUCUGGAUUCACUUGCAUCAUUGUCGGUGUCUCUGCACUCCUCCACGUCAACACUCCUCGCCAGUUUGGCGCGGCGAUGAAACAGACGUUCGGCGAUUCGCUACGAUUGCCGCAAAGUGCGAAUUCGCAGACUUUUGAGGAGUUUAUUAAGAGUAUUGAGACGAAAACGGGCGUUACGGAGGGACAAGAGGAAUUGGGCAGUCAGCAGAUUGCCACACAAUAA
Caenorhabditis remanei is the source of this 492-nucleotide messenger RNA. RefSeq lists its product as uncharacterized. NCBI's taxonomy places the organism in Eukaryota, Metazoa, Nematoda, Chromadorea, Rhabditida, Rhabditidae. The transcript is spliced from 3 exons. The coding region runs from base 1 to 492 and encodes 163 amino acids. The record is from RefSeq and is a predicted model, not a curated record.